CAGCACAGAAGCACAACCAUCGAGACGCGUGCAGCAGCGGUAGCGCAGCCAUGAAGUGCCUGAUCGUCCUGAGUGCCCUCAUGACCGUGGCUCUGGCCAAGCCGGGUUACCUGGGAGUAGGGAUCGCCGCCCCUGCCGUCGCUGCUGCCGCCCCCGUGCUCGCCGGCCCUGGCGUCGCCGUCCAGCCCGCCCCCGUCCUGGUGGGCGGCAUCCACCCCGGCCUGGCGGCCUACGGCCCGGCCAACAUCGUCGUCGGGCCCGGCGGCUACAACCUGGACACCCCUGACGUGGCCGCCGCCAGAUCCGCCCACCUGACGGCCGUCGCCCAGACGAGGGCGCGCGACGCCGCCAUCAACGGGGCGGCGCUGGCCGCCGCGGCUGCUGCGGCAUACGCCGCCCCUGCAGCCGUGGUCGCCGCCCCCGCGGUGGCUGCCGUCGCCGCCCCCGCCGUCGCAGCCGUUGGCCCAGCUGUCGCGCCUUCCGUGGCUGCCCUCGCCCCCGGCCUCCUGGGAGCGCCCGGAGCUCUGGCUGCCGCCAAGGCUGCCUACCACGGCUGA
This is a messenger RNA of Schistocerca gregaria, 557 nucleotides long. Its product is annotated as cuticle protein 18.7-like. The record is from RefSeq and is a predicted model, not a curated record. The transcript has 2 exons. NCBI's taxonomy places the organism in Eukaryota, Metazoa, Arthropoda, Insecta, Orthoptera, Acrididae. The coding region runs from base 51 to 557 and encodes 168 amino acids.